GCUCAAGUUCUGCUCAUCUAUGUAUGUUAUCUGUCAAGCCAAAUUCAAUUUGGUCGAGACUUACGCAGCAGAAAAACUGGUACAAAAUGAAAAAAAUGAAAGUGUUACAUAUACUUGUUGAUCGCAUCGCUGUGGACAAUGGGAAAUCGAUCAAUUGAAGCGCAUGACAUUGUAUAACUUCGCUCAUUGGGUAAUACACUAGUCUCAGGGGAUGAGGUAUAAAAACUCCGAGUCGCCUCAAUUAUGACAACAGUUAGCUGACAAUUUGUGGAGGCAGACGCAGACCAGACGCAGACCAACGGAAGGAAAAUCUAAGCAAUCGAGAUGGCAGCAAAGUUAUUCGUCCUGCUGUCGCUGGCCGUUGUUGCCCAAGCGGAGUACAACUAUAACGAGAAGGCAGCCACUGCCGUGAACACCCUGGAGCAGAGCUCCCCCAGCUCUGGGGAGGACUUCCUCAGCGACUACCACACGCCCAGCAACAAUGCGCUGAACUCCCAGGCCACUCCGGACGGUUACGACUAUGUGCCGCCUCGGACAAACCAAUUUGCAGCCGGCGGAAGCAGUUCGGCCAGUGUGCAUGCCUCGAAUCUACUGCAAAGUGCCGCUAAUGCCGCAUCUGCAUCGGCAGCCCUAUUGCCUUCGCCACUGCCCAUCCUGCGCCAACACCAGGAGCCGGAGGUUUUCCCGCCCGCCAGCUACAGCUUCAACUACGCCGUUAAUGACGAGAGCACCGGCGACAUCAAGGAGCACAGCGAGACCCGCGACGGCUAUGUGGUGCGUGGAUUCUACAGCCUGAUCGAUCCCGAUGGCUACAAGCGCACCGUCACCUACACGGCCGAUGAUGUCCAUGGCUUCAACGCAGUCGUGAAUCGAGUACCAUAUGCCCUCAAGACCGUGGCUGUUGCGGUGGCCCCUUCAGUGGUACCGGCCAUUGCCUUGGAUGAGCGCUCCAAGCUGCAAACAGUGGACAUCACGCGGUCGUCGGGAGCUUCCCCUGUGGAAUCUGAGGGAUCUGAGGGAUCUGGAUCUGGAUCUGGUGCGUUCUCCCACGAUAGCUAUGCCAAUGCCCCUCGUGGCCUGGACGCUUCUGGUGGUCCCUACGCCUGAGUUCUGCUGCUCUGCUAUGCGGUGCUUGUAUACUGCUUCAUUGUGUUCCAUCUAAUCCAUCUAGUUCUGUAGAUAUUCCAUUAAAUAUGAUUAACCAA
Messenger RNA from Drosophila pseudoobscura, 1205 nucleotides. RefSeq names its product Cuticular protein 23B (gene Cpr23B). The coding region runs from base 325 to 1107 and encodes 260 amino acids. Gene Ontology annotation, cellular component: extracellular matrix. The record is from RefSeq and is a predicted model, not a curated record. NCBI's taxonomy places the organism in Eukaryota, Metazoa, Arthropoda, Insecta, Diptera, Drosophilidae. The transcript is spliced from 2 exons.